UCGCGCUGCAACGUCAGCGCGUUGAAGCCGUCCGCCUUUCUCGGGAAGUUCCAGGCCGUCGCAGAGCAGUUUGCAGCGACGACGGCAAAAUUUCCUUCCGGCGAUUCUCUGCGCGACAUUGCACGCCGAGAUAUUGAGGUUUCCGGUCCGUUCCUGUCCUCAGUGCAAACGAAUGGGGUGGCUGACGGCGUUCCUCCGCUAGGAUGUCUCUUUCCGCUUCCCAGGUUUUUCGCGUUCCGGCUGACGCGUCCGCCGGAUUCGCGGUACGUCUUCCUUGUCUACACGUAAAGUGACAUAGGCAGAAUCGCGGUUUCUUGCAGUUCAAAUGAGAGUGACCUAUGUGUGCUUGACUCUUUUCUCUCUUGUCUGACGUUCUUCCUCGGCUGCUCGCUCCUUGGAACCUGUUCACCCGUCUCGCCUCGGCCUGCGUCCCGAGUUCUCGCCGCGGUUCUCCAGCCUUUUCCCGGCGUAAAUCACGAAUGGAGAUCCAAAAUUUUGCUCGUCCACACACUGCUUGUCUGCCACGAUUCCCGUACUACCGCGGCCUCUUUUGUCCGUGGCGAACCCACGGUCUCUGGCUGCACUUGUCACUCUGCGGAUUUCCGGAACUCCUCUGGGACGGUGGGCGCUGUAAAAAAUCCCUUCCUACCCCUUUGGCUCUUUGCCAUCAAAACCACGACUCUUUCCACCGUUGUUAAUCACAGAGCGCACUAAAUUCGACCUGCAGUUCUUCAAGUUCCCCCUGUUCCUCGUCGCCGGUUGCCUCGGCUUCCUGCCCUCUAUGCGGAGCAAAGCUGUGCUGAUGCAUGAACACAAGGAGAGGUGUGAAAAGGGCGUUUGCCUUUCCUGACUUUCUUUUGAAACUGACCCUCCGGAGUCUCCGUACCUCAAAGGAGAGCCAGUGCGUCCUUUCGGGUGGCUGUUUUCCUGCUUCUCUCGGACAACGCCGCAUUUGUGGGUCGAACUCUCUCGUUGUUUUUCGGAUUUGAUGUACCUUCCAUUCGAUUCUCGCCUUCAUCUUUUGCCUUUUCAGUCUUCUGGAAGAAAUGCAUGCGCUCUGCUCGUGUUUCUGACCCCUAGCGCGUUUCGGUUUUUUUGUCAAGAGGAGUCUCUCACCCAAACAAGGAGAUUGCUGCUUGAGAUUCUGAGGCUCGCUCUUUCUCCUCUCAGGUGACUUCCCACCGGAAUGCGCUGCGGGUCAAAGAGAGACUUCCCUUUUGUCUGGUGUAAUUCCUUUUUAACAAACAAAGUAAAGUCGGUGUUCCUGUGCAGCCGAGGUGCGUCAACUGUUCUCGCAGCUACCGAGCAGAGGGACAUGUGAACUAAGGAGCCAGGCACAUUGCGCAUGCAGUUCUUCUUGAAUUUUUUUCUUUCCGUUGCACUUCCUCCGGGAAAGCCCCCUUUCUCUUGGUUCCUUGUCUCGUAAUGUAGGGACGUCUCUUGUUCCAAACGCCUCUCCUCGCAGCUGUUGUCUCGCUUUUUCCUUUUUCUCUUGCGUUUCACCUUGUCUCCUGUUUGAUCCUCUCCUCGCCAUCUCUCCCUCUCUACGCGUCAAUUGGCCUGUUCUUCAACUGAAGUCCUCAUUGUCGUCUUCCCCGCGCGCGAGGGGAGAGUCGCACGUAGGUUUCCCCUCUCAAAGUCCCUGCUUUCUUUUUUUCUUCGAGCAACAUGGAAGUCGAACCGGAGGGAGAUGUUGAGGCCGGAGGGCCUGUGGAGACGCAUGCAUCCGAUUUUCCUGGAAAGGACGGCACCUGCGCACAAGUCUCUUCUGUCUCCUCGUCUCCCUGUGGUCACCUCGACGCAGCCGCUCUUCGCAACGGUCACUCUGUCUUCACUCCUGGGAGCAACGCUGUCCUCUCUUCGCAGUUUCCGUCCUCUCCUCCUUCGUCUUCUCCUUCGUCUUCUCCUUCUUCUCCCUCCGCUUCUUGUCUGGGGACGAGAGAAAAAAGUGACUCUCGGAGUUUGACUUCCGGGCAUCUCAACGGUUCCGCGGCCGACGCGGAGAGUCCUGGAACGCGCGGCGGCGACAGCGCGGUCUCCAGAGACGGGCGGGAAGAUUCGAUGGGGAAGUUGCAGAUGCUUCUCGAGUACGGUGAGAGUUACUUGCUUUCUCUCUGCCACCACAGCCGAAAGCAGGAGGCGACUCGCCAGUUUUCGGCCUCCAGAGAGGCUGUCGAGAGCGGCGCUGCGUCUGGCCUCGGACCGUGCGGCGAGAAGGCUGUGGGGUCGGGACCUUCGCGGCGUUCGCGCCGAGUCGUCUCCUCGGACGAGGAAGACGGCCCAGACUUCGAGGAAGGCAAAAGUGGAGAAGAUGCGCGGCGAGCUCGAAAGCGACGUCGAGGCCCAGAAGAGGGAUCGCCGUACUUGGAGGAGGAGUUCAGGAGCCGCCCGGUCAUCACGCGUCUCUCCACGCAUCCGUCGAUUCUCAGGUGUCCACCGAAGCCGUACCAACUCGAGGGUCUCAACUGGCUCAUUCAACUCCACGAACGCGGCAUGAACGGAAUCCUGGCGGACGAAAUGGGUCUCGGAAAAACGUAUCAAACGAUCUCUCUCCUCGCCUUCUUGAAGGAGGGAAAGGGAGUCGACGGACCGCACCUCGUUCUCGCUCCCAAGAGCACCAUCGGCAACUGGAUGACAGAGUUCCGCAAGUUCUGUCCGUCCAUCAACGCCGUGAGGGUGCUGGGGGACAAGGAGACGCGCCGCCGAACGUUGGCGCACAUCGUCUCUCGGACGCAAGCUUCUUCGUUUCCUUUCUCCUUUCCUGGCGAGAAGACGCUGCGGUCGGAGUCGUCUCCGGAGAGCGAAGAAGAGAAGAGCGACGACGAAACGCAGAAGGACUUGAAGGGCGCCGAGAGACCGGACGAGGAUGGAGAAGAAGGCGCGAAAGAGGAGAAGGAAGAAGACGACGGAGUUCUGCCGGACCGCGUCGACGUGGUUGUCACCUCGUUCGAAAUGUGCAUCCUCGAACGCGCGCAGUUCCUCAAAGUCGACUGGGAGUACAUCAUCAUCGACGAAGCUCACAGGAUCAAAAACGAGAGUUCGAAACUCGCGCAAACUGCCCGGCUCUUCAACACAAAGCACCGACUCCUCCUUACUGGCACCCCUCUCCAGAACAACUUGCGGGAGUUGUGGGCGCUGCUGAAUUUCCUCUUUCCCUCGCUGUUCUCGUCCUCGGCGGAGUUCGAACAUCUCUUCGACUUGACAGGGACAGGCGAAGCGGGCUCGGAGAUGACUGCGGAGGAGCGAGAAGAAAGAAAUAUGAAAAUCGUCACGAGGCUCCACCGCAUUUUGCGACCUUUCAUGCUGCGUCGUGUGAAGAAAGAAGUUCUCAAGGAAAUGCCACCGAAAAAGGAACUCCUCCUCGUUGUCCCCCUUUCAGCUAUGCAGAAGCAGCUGUACAAAGAUCUGCUGACGAAGAAUGUGGCGGCGCUUCAGGGCGCAGAGGGCGCGGGUCGCACGCAGCUCCUCAACUUGGCUAUGCAGCUGCGCAAAGCUUGCAACCAUCCUUACCUCUUCGACGGCUACGAAUCGGAGCAUGCAGAUCCGUUUGGAGAGCAUGUGAUUGAGAACGCAGGGAAGCUGCGUUUUUGCGACCGUCUGCUGCGGCGGUUGAUUCAGGAGAAUCGACGCUGUCUGAUUUUCACGCAGAUGACGAAGAUGAUCGACAUUCUCGAAGACUACUGUCGCAUUCGUCUCUUUAAGUACUGCCGGAUCGACGGGAAUACUUCCGGCGACGAGAGAGACAGACAAAUCGAGGCGUUCAACGCACCAGGAAGCGACAUCCCCAUUUUUCUUCUCUCCACUCGAGCGGGAGGCCUCGGCAUCAAUCUGGCGACUGCGGACACCGUCAUUCUCUACGACUCGGACUGGAACCCUCAGGUCGACCUGCAGGCCAUGGACCGCGUCCAUCGAAUCGGUCAAAAGAGCGCAGUGAAUGUAUAUCGCCUGGUGCAUGAGCACACGAUCGAGCAGAAAAUCAUCGAACGAGCGAUGCUCAAGCUGCAGCUGGACACGGCGAUCAUCCAGCAGGGACGUUUGAGCGACCAGCAGAAUCAACAAAAGCAACUCUCGAAGAACGAGCUCAUGACGAUGGUUCAGUUCGGCGCGGAUCACAUCUUCAAGUCGGGGGCAGGAGAAGACGUCACAGAAGAGGAACUCGAAGCCAUUCUUGCGAGAGGCCAGGAGCGAACGGAUGCGAUGAACGAGAAGCUGCAGGCACAUGUGAAGAAGAGCUUGCUGGACUUCACAAUCAACUCUGCGCCUUCGUCGAGUCUGUACGAAUACGACGGGAUAGACUAUACGGACCAGCAGCGGAAGGCAGACCGCGAGGCCUGGGCCUCUUUGGCUGUACAGACACUCGAGGCGCAGAACGAGCGCGAAAGCAGGCGAAGGAUUCGCAUGCAGAAAGAACAAGAAAUGCAGCUGCAGCAGAGCGCCGAACAGAGAAAAGUCAAGCAUGUCCCGAGAGCGGUCCGUCUCCCGGCAAUGCAGGAGUGGCAGUUCUACGACCGACGCCGAAUUGAAGAACUGCAUGCGGUCGAGUUGAUGUACUACCGGAAUCAGGGAACGACGCGGGCGCCGACGGAUGAGGAAAGAGAAGAAAAGCAGCGACUUCUCAGAGAAGGUUUCGGAAGUUGGGGCAAACGAGACUUCAUCCAGUUCGUCAAAGGAAACGAAAUGUACGGUCGACAUGACAUUGCGCGAAUUGCGACGGAAGUGGACGGCAAGAGCGUGGAAGAGGUGGCGGCUUAUUCUCGAGUUUUUUGGAGUCGCUACCCUGAGAUUCAGGGCUGGGAAAAAUGGAUCCGACGCAUCGAAGAAGGAGAAGCAGUCAUCAACAAACGAAGAGAACUCGAACAGGUGAUUGUUCGGCGCCAGCAGCAGUGCGAGGUUCCUUGGCGGCGGCUGUUGAUUCCCUACGGCGGAGCUGCGAAGAGUCGCAGCAUUUUCACUGAGCAGGAAGACCGGUGGAUUCUUAACAUGACAACUCUCCUAGGUUACGGGAACUGGGACAAGAUGCGAGAUCUGUUGCUGAGAGACACGCAGUGGAGACUUGACUGGUUCGUCCGCUCCAGAACCGCUGGCGACGUCGGCAAGAGGGCAGAGGCUCUCGUCAGACUCUUGAAGAAAGAAGAGGGCGAACGUUUCACUCGAGGGCGAAGGCGCUUGGAUCUCCCCGAUACGCGACCAACUGUGUCUGCCCCCGUCGCCUCAGCGCCCGUUGCCGGCGUGUCUCCGGCGGCCGGCGGAGCCCCAGGCACCGCGGCGCAAAGCGGCGGAGACAGUGGAGCGGGUGUCUCGUCUGGGGAGACGCCGGGAUCCGUUCCGUUUUUAGGUUUAGGGACUAACGCCGGGGCAGAGAGGCCCGCGAGCGGUCGAGCCAAGCGUCUUCGCAGCACAGCCUGGGCUGCAGCCUGAGUGCGUGCAUGCGCGAAAGCAAAAAAGUUGGAUGGGAGUUCUGUAGUGUUCCGUUAGAGAGAGGCACCGGACUCGUGGGUGAAAACUGAGAGGGGUCGGUAUGGUCUGUUCUGGCGGAAGGCGGAGCAUUUGCUUUGCGCGCCGGGUUGGGGAAGUGGUUGAGCUGCGACGAGUUUCGGCGUUUCGUCGGGGCAGAGACCGUGGCGGUUUUUCCUUUUACCUAGCGGAAAAGGCGCUUCGAUGGGAGAGGACCAUCUAGCCGCGAAUCGCAGCCGAAACUGGGAAUGCCAGUGUUUCCCAGAACAUGCGUACUGCUGAGUGUAGUGAGAAGCUAUUUUCCUGUCCAGAACUCGGGAAAGCUAUGCAGUUCUACGGCAGUGUUUUGAUGUGAUGAGGAAAAAGUUCUUUCUUGGAUUUCCUGGGAGCCCUGCGCUCGAAUUCAGCACUCGGUGCUAAGACUUGUAGAACUCGGUACGUGCAAGGAGAUCUAAUGGAGUCAUAACCAAUCCACUCGUUGAAGCUGUUCUACCGGCA
This is a messenger RNA of Toxoplasma gondii ME49, 5952 nucleotides long. RefSeq names its product SWI2/SNF2 ISWI-like SANT (gene SANT). Gene Ontology annotation, cellular component: nucleus; chromatin. Gene Ontology annotation, molecular function: nucleosome binding; DNA binding; ATP hydrolysis activity. NCBI's taxonomy places the organism in Eukaryota, Apicomplexa, Conoidasida, Eucoccidiorida, Sarcocystidae. The record is from RefSeq and is a predicted model, not a curated record. Gene Ontology annotation, biological process: regulation of transcription by RNA polymerase II; nucleosome organization. The coding region runs from base 1669 to 5418 and encodes 1249 amino acids. The transcript is spliced from 12 exons.